AUGCGGGCGACGAUGGGCAUCGACGAGGAGCGCUGCGAGGCCGCGACGCGAGUCGUGCGCGCGGCCUUUAGCGCCUACAGCGAGCGGCUCGAGUCGCGGCCCGCCGGCAGCGUGGCAGCGGGCGAGCAGCUGGCCAAGGAGGACCUCGCGUGGGCGUCCCUCGCCGGGAUCCUCGUCGUGCCGCCGACGUACGGCGGGCGGCGCUGGUUCGAUGAGGAGCGUGGCCACUCGGCGCUGAUGCCGCGGGCGGAAGAGCUGCCGCGCGGACUGCGUGCGCUCUGCGAGGAGCUUCGCGACACCGCGGCGGGGAGGCACGUGCUGAGGGUCUACGCAGCGCACCGGAUGUAA
Emiliania huxleyi CCMP1516 is the source of this 348-nucleotide messenger RNA. RefSeq lists its product as hypothetical. Lineage: Eukaryota; Haptophyta; Isochrysidales; Noelaerhabdaceae. The record is from RefSeq and is a predicted model, not a curated record. The transcript has a single exon. Bases 1 to 348 code for a protein of 115 amino acids.